GUGACGUACGUCGCUUUAAAAUUCAUAAUACGAUUUAAAGUCGUAAACAUUAGUGAAUAAAAAAUAACCUAAAUUAUUUGUGUUGUUAUAAAACAGUGAUAUAAACGUUAACGUUACAUAAUUCUAUUGAUUGUUUUGUGCGAAAUUGUGUUUGUGCUGUGUAAUUGUUUUAAAUAAUGAGUGUUUGCUGAAAAAUCGAUUGAGAAAAAUGUCUUUAAAGAAAGAAUCUCGUACGGACGUGCAGUUCCACCUGGCGGCGUUGCGCGGAGACUGCGAGCGGCUGAGGCAACUUCUGGACACGGGCAAAGUGCACAUCGACUCAAGAGACCGGGAUGGGACCACACCGCUAAUACUGUCUGCGGCGAUGGGUCACACAGAGUGUGUCAGAGAAUUGUUGGCGCAAGGAGCAGAUCCGGCCUGCAGUAGAACGACAGGAACUAGUGCGUUGUUCUUCGCGGCCCAGGGCGGGUUCCUCGACAUCGCCAGGCUACUUCUCGACGCGGGCGCUGGCAUUGACGCUCCAAGCACGGAUGGCGGGACCCCGUUGUUUGUGGCGUGCCAGUGCGGGCACCUGCCCGUCGUUGAAGAGCUGAUCGCGAGGGGGGCGAAUGUCAAUUCUGCCAUGAAGGACAAAGCCACCCCCCUCUUCAUAGCAGCCCAGAACGGUCACGAAGAGGUCUGCCGAACAUUACUCCAAGCCGGUGCUAGGGUAGACUCCGCGAGAGCCGACCGCGCCACUCCGCUGUGGAUAGCCGCGCAAUGCGGUCAUGACCAUGUGGCUAGGACUUUGUUGGCUGCUGGAGCGAGGGUUGACCAGAUUAGACAGGAUGGAGCCACGCCGCUUUUCAAGGCUGCACACAAGGGUCACGCUGCCGUCGUUGUAGAGCUGCUCAAGUAUAGGCCCAACCUUGGAUUACUCCCUAACGGUCAAUCCCCCCUCCACGGCGCCGCCAUGUUCGGGCAGCUGUCGUGCGUGAAGCUGCUCGCGCGCCGCAGCGACCUGCGCCUGCGCAGCGCGGCCGGCCUCACGCCGCUACAUGCGGCUUUGGCUGCUAGGAAAAACGACGUGGCCGCUUACUUGAAAAGGCUGGAGGGGACGUAGCGGGGGAAAGUGAUAUAAAAGUCUUACCAGAGAAUCUUGAAAUACGUAGUUAGUUAUCACUGAACCGCGAUCAGAUAGCUGUCCCUUCAUACCAACUUUUAAGUAUGUAUCCCAUUUUCAUAGAGUACCGCCGGUUGAUACUGAGCCAAUUCUUCAAUAUUAAAAACUUUCUCUUGUAAAAGCUAAGCUUGUAAAGGCUGCCAGAGCUCAACGAGGGUGCGGUGUGCUGACGACAGGAGGACUUACGGAACUAAUUUAUUCCGUCUAUUGUCCUUUGAGUCGUCGGCAAC
Messenger RNA from Leguminivora glycinivorella, 1392 nucleotides. Its product is annotated as ankyrin repeat domain-containing protein 29. The transcript is spliced from 8 exons. The record is from RefSeq and is a predicted model, not a curated record. Gene Ontology annotation, molecular function: protein binding. Lineage: Eukaryota; Metazoa; Arthropoda; Insecta; Lepidoptera; Tortricidae. Bases 209 to 1102 code for a protein of 297 amino acids.